AUGAGCCCCCUGCCUCUUGACACCUACAGCGCCUGGAUUGACAAGAAGAGGGCGGCAGCCAUCAAGGAAGGCGAUCGACUGGCUCUAGAUCGGCUCAGUCAUAUGGCAGAACAUCUGCCAGAUGGCAACUCAUGGCUCCUUUGGGUCGGCAACCGCAAAAAGGCUUCCAGAUACGUCUUGUUCUUUCCAGGAGGCGGAUAUAUCGCCCCAGUCACACCGGGACACUUUGAAUGGUGCUUUCGUGCAUAUGUAGAAAGAGAAAGCGGCCACGAAGUCGCUGUGGCUGUUCUGCAGUAUACACUGUGCCCAGCUGCACGAUACCCAACACAACUCAUGCAAGCUACAUCGGCACUUAGGCACUUGAUGGACUCGGGUAUUCCUGCCAGCAGUAUUGUCAUUGGCGGAGACUCUGCUGGAGGUAAUUUAACGGCGCAGCUGCUGAUACAUCUUGCACACUCGGCAGCCCCCAAUCGCCUUCCGGAGCCUUUGGCUGGUGCAUUCCUGGUGUCGCCCUGGUUGUCGGGCAAUACCAACGGGCGUUCCUUCUCAGAGAACCAAUUCAUUGAUAUGCUUUCUAGAGAACAUAUUGAGACUUCAUCACGGGAACUUUUGCAUACACAGCCAACACAAGACGACUUGAAAGGUGGCCAUGGCGAGUGGGCUUUGCCACUGGACACGGAUCGAAAAUGGCUGAAUGGCUUGGCCCAAACUACCCGAGCACUUUAUGUUACAGUGGGCGCGAACGAGGUGUUGAGAGAUCAGGGCAUCCUGUUCGCCGAGACGAUUCGCAAGAGAAAUGAGACAAUCAAUGUCCAGUUAGAGAUUUUGGAGGCUGAUGCCCAUGAUUCUGUGCUUCUCGAGGGGUUCGGCGCUUUGCUCGCUAUAGGAAAGAAGGAGUAUGACCUACCACCACAGCUCGCCCGCCACCGAGCGGAGAUCGCGUCAUACUUUAGCUCUUGA
This is a messenger RNA of Pestalotiopsis fici W106-1, 960 nucleotides long. RefSeq lists its product as uncharacterized. The transcript has a single exon. The record is from RefSeq and is a predicted model, not a curated record. The coding region runs from base 1 to 960 and encodes 319 amino acids. Lineage: Eukaryota; Fungi; Ascomycota; Sordariomycetes; Amphisphaeriales; Sporocadaceae. Gene Ontology annotation, molecular function: hydrolase activity.